Messenger RNA from Plectropomus leopardus (leopard coralgrouper), 2353 nucleotides. Its product is annotated as RNA-binding protein 38-like. Gene Ontology annotation, biological process: regulation of RNA splicing. Lineage: Eukaryota; Metazoa; Chordata; Actinopteri; Perciformes; Serranidae. Gene Ontology annotation, cellular component: nucleus; cytosol. Gene Ontology annotation, molecular function: mRNA 3'-UTR binding. The record is from RefSeq and is a predicted model, not a curated record.
CAGAGGAGCUGCGUGAAUUAUAGUUGCCACUUGGUUGCUGCAACUUUGAGCAAAGGUCACAGCACGAGAGGGAAACUGCAGUUUAAUAUAUAGUUUUUGUCGUUUUACUGAUGCUGUGACGUUGUUAAGCGCUAAGUGUAUUUUCCGCGUGCCUCCGGUCUUCUCUCCAGUUGACCAAUGCUUCUGCAUCAGUUCAUGAACGGAGCCCUGGAAGUCAUGCAUCCCACAACGCUUCAGAAAGACACUACUUUUACCAAAAUCUUUGUCGGCGGGCUGCCGUACCACACGAACGAUGCCUCACUGAGAAAAUACUUCGAGGCCUUUGGGGACAUUGACGAGGCUGUGGUGAUAACGGACAGACAGACCGGUAAAUCCAGAGGAUACGGCUUUGUGACGAUGACAGACCGAGGAGCAGCAGAGAGAGCCUGCAAGGAUCCCAACCCCAUAAUUGAUGGCAGGAAGGCCAACGUGAACCUGGCUUACCUUGGUGCCAAACCCCGCAGCAUACAGACAGGCAUAUCCAUCGGAGUGCAGCCCAUUCACCCAGCACUCAUCCAGAGGCAGUAUGGGUUGGCCCAGCCAUACAUCUACCCACAAGCCUAUGUGCAGCCCAGCCUGGUGCUGCCCACUCAGGUUUCCAGCUCUGUCAGCAGCAGCCCCUUCAUGGACUACAGCGCAGCCUAUACCCAGUAUGCCCAAGCAGCCUUUGAGCAGCAGUACCCAUAUGCCGCCUCCCCGGCUGGCUUUUUAGGCUACAGCUACGCCACCAGCCCCACAGCCACCGCCGGGCCGGCUGCCGCCGCCACAGCUCCAGCCACUGUCCACCCCACCCUCCCCUCCGCCGCUGGCCCAGCCCAGGCCUUCCUACACUACGCCCCGCAGCAGCACAUCCAGCCUGACCGUAUGCAGUGAGCAGUGAGCCUAUGAAGGGAGACGAAGGAGCGGUACUGGCAGAGGAGGAAGGGGUAGUGCUCGCUGACUUUUGGAUAGAGGAUGGCAAAACGCUCUACAGGGUGACCCAGCUAUCAUCCGCAGGGGCUUUCAGGAAAAAGGGUGGGACUAUUGCACUAUACGAUCAGGGUGAACCUUUGCUCAUUGGUUAAAGGGUUAAAAGGGUUGGGAGGGGACUGUUGAGGUUCAGGUUGGGAAGCUAAAACAGCAUAAAGUAUGUGGUCGCUUCCAAGGGCUUCCAGAAGCUGACACUUCAUUUUUUUUUUAUUAUUAUUAUUAUUUUUAUCGUCCUUUAUUAUUGUAUUAAUGUCAUUGUUGAUGUUUGUUUGUAUGCCAUUAUUAUCAAUGUUAUUAUGUUUUUGGCUCAAUCAGUGGAAGUUAUGUGUCCAUGGUACAUAUUAUGAUAGGAGAGCUGUCACACCUCUUUCCUCAUGACUCCAGAGUAUCUGGGGCAGAUAUGAAGGGCACUGCUGCUUUAGGACACUGGUGGUCAGUCACAUGUGGGUGAAGACGGGGUGGUGAUUUUGGGAGGCAUACAGCCAGCCACUCAGCCUUUCUGUAGUCCCAUCCUGGUGCCAUCCGCAGUGAGGUAGAGCACCGAGUGCCCCACGAACAAACCUCCAGCGUUCAGCUCCACACAGGAGGACGAUGAGAGAUUUCACCUAAAGGACAAAACGGAAAGAAAAGACAGUUUUGAGACUGUGAUGUCAGGACUACACGUUCUUUUAAUUCUUAUUAAUUAAAGAGGCCUUAAUAAAAGAGAAACUCCUUUUUGAAUCUUUUUCAAGCGCUCCCCGCCACCACAGAACCAAGUGCAGAGAGCCAUUUGUAACUGGCCUUUCAGCAGUCAGUCGCAUUAAUCUGUCUUACUUGGGUCUUGAUAAUUUCAAAUGGAUGUAGAUAAUCACAUGCAGUAUGUGGGCGACGGGGAGCAGGAGCGCCAUUACUGAAAGGUAGCCAACACUGAGCGCAAACACCAGUGUACUUUUUUUCUCCUUUUCUCACUGAGAUUGCCACAAAUUGUUGCUCUCAAAAGGACAUUCAUGUACAGCAAAAAUGUUUUCAGUUAUCAAGUACAUUUACAAUAUUUAUAUGUAGGUAUUUAUAUAAGGUACUAAGUUAAAAUAGUUUUUUGUUACUAUGACUAUAGUUGUGGCACUGAUGCCAUUUAACCUGCAGAGGCAUACCUGCAGAUCCACAGGUGUCGUAUUCAUUUUGUCUUUUUGUCCUGUCACCAUGUCAGUGGAUUUGCUUUGGUGCACGGCAACUACAGUAGAUGCUCCUUUGUAGAUCCUCGAUCAGUUGCAUCAGAAAUUCUCUAGAUUUUUUCAAUAAAGAUGUCUUUUACAGUCCCUUCAAAGAAGCCAUACCAAAAAAAGAAAUAAAGAUUUGUACUUAAAAA